Charadrius vociferus (killdeer) is the source of this 879-nucleotide messenger RNA. RefSeq names its product 2-oxoglutarate and iron-dependent oxygenase domain containing 3 (gene OGFOD3). Gene Ontology annotation, molecular function: oxidoreductase activity, acting on paired donors, with incorporation or reduction of molecular oxygen; L-ascorbic acid binding; iron ion binding. Gene Ontology annotation, cellular component: membrane. The transcript has 9 exons. The record is from RefSeq and is a predicted model, not a curated record. NCBI's taxonomy places the organism in Eukaryota, Metazoa, Chordata, Aves, Charadriiformes, Charadriidae. Bases 1 to 879 code for a protein of 292 amino acids.
AUGGCUGCCAAGAAGGGCAGAAGCCAGCAAGAGUCACGCUGGAGGUGGCUGAAGGCAGCGUUCCUCCUCUCCUCUGCUGCCGUCGGUGGUCUCCUGCUCUGGGGCUCCCUGAGCGCCGAGGAGGGGGUCACGGAGGUGCUGGCUCAUCGCAGGGAGAGCCUGCAGGACAAGUUCGUUGAGGUCCCCUGCUCCGAGGACUACGACAGCCACAGAAGAUUUGAAGGGUGCACUCCUAGAAAGUGUGGAAGAGGCGUAACGGAUGCAGUCAUCACAAGGGAAGAAGCUGAAAGAAUUCGCAGAAUAGCAGAGAGGGGACUGUCCUUGGGAGGAUCUGAUGGAGGGGCAUCAAUUUUGGACUUGCACUCCGGAGCUCUUUCAUUGGGGAAGCAUUUUGUGAAUCUGUACAGGUACUUUGGGGACAAAAUUCAAGACAUAUUCACAGAAGAGGAUUUUGCAUUAUAUCGUGAUGUGAGACAGAGAAUUCAAGAAGGGAUCGCUCAGGCGUUUGGUAUCAGCUCUGCUUCCAUGUACCUGACUAAGCCAACGUUCUUCUCGAGGAUAAACAACACAGAAGCCAAGACAACACAUGACGAAUACUGGCACCCACACGUUGACAAGGUAACUUAUGGCUCUUUUGACUACACUUCACUGCUCUAUCUCUCUGACUACACUGAGGAUUUUGGUGGUGGCCGGUUUGUGUUUAUGGACGCGGGUUCCAACAAGACGAUAGAGCCCCGAGCAGGCCGGGUUUCCUUUUUCACCUCUGGAUCGGAGAACCUUCAUCGGGUGGAAAAGGUUCACUGGGGCACUCGCUAUGCCAUCACCAUCUCCUUCACUUGCAACCCAGACCAUGGCAUUGGGGAUCCGGUCUUGAUGUAA